AUGUCCGAGCAAAUGAGCGUGCAAACCUUCGGGCGCAAGAAAACCGCCGUCGCGGUCGCGCACUGCAAGCGAGGCAAGGGCCUCAUCCGUCUCAACGGUGUUCCGAUCGACCUCAUUCAGCCGGACACCCUCCGCCUCAAGGCGGUCGAGCCGAUCCUGUUGCUCGGCAAGGAGCGAUUUGCGAACUUGGACAUCCGCAUUCGCGUGAAGGGCGGUGGUCACGUGUCGCAAAUGUACGCCGUGAGACAAGCGAUCGCCAAGGCGCUCGUUGCCUACUACCAAAAGUUCAUCGAUGAGGCGAGCAAGAAGGAGAUCAAGGACCUGUUGUUGGCGUACGACAGAACGCUCCUCGUCGCGGAUCCGCGUCGCAUGGAACCGAAGAAGGCUGGCGGUCGUGGUGCGCGCGCGCGCUUCCAAAAGUCUUACCGUUAA
Ostreococcus tauri is the source of this 432-nucleotide messenger RNA. Its product is annotated as Ribosomal protein S9, conserved site. Gene Ontology annotation, cellular component: ribosome; cytosolic small ribosomal subunit. Gene Ontology annotation, molecular function: RNA binding; structural constituent of ribosome. The record is from RefSeq and is a predicted model, not a curated record. The coding region runs from base 1 to 432 and encodes 143 amino acids. The transcript has 3 exons. NCBI's taxonomy places the organism in Eukaryota, Viridiplantae, Chlorophyta, Mamiellophyceae, Mamiellales, Bathycoccaceae. Gene Ontology annotation, biological process: translation; maturation of SSU-rRNA from tricistronic rRNA transcript (SSU-rRNA, 5.8S rRNA, LSU-rRNA).